Molecule: messenger RNA, 2038 nt
Organism: Solea senegalensis (Senegalese sole)
Lineage: Eukaryota; Metazoa; Chordata; Actinopteri; Pleuronectiformes; Soleidae
Gene: rnf2
Product: ring finger protein 2
Exons: 9
Coding region: 90-1118 (342 amino acids)
Cellular component (GO): PcG protein complex; ubiquitin ligase complex
Molecular function (GO): chromatin binding; ubiquitin protein ligase activity
Source: RefSeq, a predicted model, not a curated record
UUCUUGCUCGUCCGCCAUAUUGCCUUCGCCUGAACGCGCUGGUCUGUCUGGAUCGGCUCGUUUACCCACAGCUGGAAAUAUUUGCAGUCAUGACUCAGACAGUCCAGACCAAUGGGGUUCAGCCCCUCAGUAAGACCUGGGAACUGAGUCUGUACGAGUUACAGAGAACGCCACAGGAAGCUAUAACGGACGGACUGGAGAUCGCUGUCUCACCACGGUCCUUGCACAGCGAGCUAAUGUGUCCCAUCUGUUUGGACAUGCUGAAGAACACGAUGACAACGAAAGAAUGUCUGCAUCGCUUCUGUGCCGACUGCAUCAUCACAGCUUUGAGAUCUGGUAACAAAGAGUGUCCUACCUGUCGUAAGAAGCUGGUGUCAAAGAGGUCGCUGCGCCCAGAUCCCAAUUUUGAUGCUCUGAUUAGUAAAAUUUAUCCCAGCCGUGACGAGUACGAAGCGCACCAGGAGAGAGUGUUGGCCCGCAUUAGCAAGCAUAACAACCAGCAAGCCCUGUCCCACAGCAUAGAGGAGGGGCUGAAGAUACAGGCGAUGACCAGACUGCAGCGUGGGAAAAGACACACGGUGGAAAACGGUAGCGGAGCUGAAGACAAUGGCGACUCCUCCCACUGUAGCAACGCUUCUGUUCACAGUAAUCAGGAGGCGGGCCCGAGCAUCAAACGCACCAAGACGAGCGAUGACAGUGGCUUGGACAUGGACAAUUCUGCUGAGAAUGGGGGUGGGGACUCUGCGAUUGAUGGCGGUGCGAGUGAAAUAGAGCUGGUGUUUAGGCCACACCCCACCCUGAUGGAGAAAGAAGACGGUCACAACAGCAUGGAGUUCGUGCCUCGCUACAUCAAGACGUCCGGUAACGCCACAGUGGACCACCUGUCCAAAUACCUGGCUGUGCGCUUGGCUCUGGAGGAGCUGAGGAGAAACGCUGAGGCCAGUCCUGUCAAUGUAGAGGCAGCGUCAGAGAAGCAGUACACCAUCUACAUACCCACAGCUGGAAACCAGUUCACUGUCCUCAAUGGUUCCUUCUCUCUGGAGCUGGUCAGCGAAAAGUACUGGAAGGUGAACAAACCUAUGGAGCUCUACUUUGCCCCAACUAAAGAACACAAGUAGACACAUUAAGUAUACAAGUAUACAAAGCACGUGCACACACACGCACGCAUACACACUCAAAAAAACACAUACACACUCAGCAGUAGGAAAUAAACAGAUGGACUUGGCUACAUGUGCGCGUGCAUGCACACUCACACACACACACACACACACACACACACACACACACACAUACAUACAUACAGAUACCAGAAGAGAGAGUGUAAGUGAGCGUGUGUGUGUGUCUGAAGGAGAUUGGGGGUGUUUGUGAAGACCCUCAAAAAGGACUCUUGUACAAAGUAAAACAAAAAACUAACAAAAAAAACAACUUGUUUUAUAUCCUCUGUAUCUUUGUGUCCCUUUCUAUCUUUCUCAGUAGAAGGUAGCAGGUCAGUGCAGCAGGUCACUCACACAAACAGAGACCUGCUGCUAACAGUUGCUUUAGAUUUCCUCUGCAACUCCACUCACAGUCUCACUUCACUGUACACUGUUGUUGUUGUUAUACUGUGUUAUUAGUCUUGGAACGGUGUCCCCCCCCUAUUCUGUGUUAACGAUGACGAUGUUAAAGAUGGCGCCAACAACAGGUCAUUUAGAGACUACACAGGAGUCACAUAACUGCUUGAAAAAAUGUGAAGAUAAUAUUGUAAAUACCCCCUGAUGUACACACAUUCUAUUCAGCCACACCUGCUUGUGAAGAAUCUGACAUGGCGGGAAAGUUCUAUAGUAACCUCUUAUUAUUAUAUCAAGUAAUAAUUGAGGGCUUCAGUUUGAAAUUCCGCACUGAAAUAUUUCACCUCUUACGUGCAUGUCAUUUAAGUUCUCUGACAUUUUUUUUGAGAGAUUUUUGCAAUUUUCUGUCUCUGAAAUUUGGUAUCACAUCUGCUCUCACAGUUCCUCUUUGUUGCCCUUAAGCCUUUUCAUAAUAAACUUCAGUGUCAGAA